This is a messenger RNA of Symbiodinium necroappetens, 2257 nucleotides long. The record is from the annotation of a GenBank genome assembly. NCBI's taxonomy places the organism in Eukaryota, Dinophyceae, Suessiales, Symbiodiniaceae.
GGCUAUGGAGUGCGCAUCGUUGCAAGACAGGAUCAACCCACCCGGCCAGCUCGAUUCUGACGAGCAGUGCAAUGCCGCUUUCCAACAGUGUCUUGACGAAGGAGACUUCGGCGACGACUGCGUCAAAUUCCAACACACUUGCGGUCUGCACAGCCCUGUGUUGCCGUGCUUCAGCGUGGGUGCCUUGAGCACGACAGAGGUUGGAAAUCUAUGUGCGGCCGUGAGAACAAAUCCCAGAGCCUUUGACGAGUGGCUGGCACUGAUCAAGCAAGUUGAGACCCAUGGGUCAGUUGAGGAGAGAGUAAGUUUGUAUGAAGCCUUCCUCAAAGAGUUUCCACUGUGCUGGGGCUACUGGAAGAGGUUGGCUGAACUCGUCAAAAAGCGUGGACACUCCGGCCUGCAAGUGUACCGGAGAGCCCUUGCAAUCGCACCAGCAUGCGUUGACUUGUGGGUUCAAUAUUGCGAAGCUGCCGGCUUCAGUGACGAAGUCAACGAGGACUCACUUCGAAAGAUUUUUGAAGAGGCGGUUGAGACGGUUGGACGGGACUGGCGUGCCUUUCCCCUGUGGGAUCUCUACUUCAACUUCGAGGAGAGGGGCAGACGUUGGAAGCGCUUAGGUUGUCUGCUCCAGCGUGCCCUGGACAUUCCCAUGCAGGGUUUGCCAGCAGUCAGGGUGCGUCUGCGAUCCUUGAUACUUGGUGAUGCGGCUCCUCCGUUGGAGGCACUUUGCUUUGAAACGGAUGCGCCAACGAUGGAGAGGAUGCUUGAUGCGAAGUCCGAGGAUGCGGAUGCAGAGGUGGGCGCUAUGAGUCACAGCAUCGAGGAGAACAGCGAGGCUCCACCGCCGUCGCAUCCGCCACCGCCCGCAGAGGCCGCAGAGCUGGAGGAUGGCGAACUUCACGACGAGGAUGACUCGGACCAGGAUGGUGAGAUUCAUGAGGAAGAGGAGCCUCCCACGACUGUCCAACUUGAAGCUGCAGUUCCGGUGGCAGGUUUCAGCAGUGUGGGCGCUCAGAGAUCUCCAAACACAGACUCAACAAGUCUGGUUGGGAAGGUCAGUGCGGCGGGAGCGGUGGCACGUUUUAAGGGCGCUGAGGAGCUGGAUGCAUCGGAUCGCGCAGAGCACUUCUUAAGCCUCCGAGAGGAGCUGUGGAACAAGACCUCUUCGGAAGCAGCAGUCCUGAUGCAGUACGAGGCACCACUUCACCGACAGUACUUCCACAACAAGCCCCUCAGUCAAGCUCAGCUGGAUGCUUGGCGGAGCUAUUUGGAUUUCGAGGAGUCGCGGCAUCCGCGCGAAUGGCAGCGGCUUUGUGCUCUCUUCGAACGCUGCCUCGUCGUGACGAACAACUACUUGGAAUUCUGGCUCCGGUAUGCUCGAGCUUUGAAGGCCAUGGAGGAGCAAGCCUGCAAGCCAGAGGCUGCCUGCACGCUUUUGCGAGGUGCCUGCUUGAACGGCCGCUUGUCACGCCGGCCGGAUGCUUUGGCGGCCUGGGCAGAGCUGGAGGAGCAAUGCGGACGACCGCACCGUGCUUGUGCUUUACUAGAUGCGGCUCUGCAAACUUGCGGCAUGGGCUCGACAGAACUUGCCAUCCGAAGAGUGGCAUUGGAGAUGCGCAGAUCCGAUGCCUCGUCUGCGGCGUCUUUGCUGGAGAAGUUUGUCUUGCAGACCGUCAACCUGAACUCCCGCUCGUUUUUGAGUCGUCGGUACGCACGGUUGAUGGAGGACUGCCAGAGACAGCCAAACAAGGCCGCUAAGUUUUUGACGGACGCUUGGAAAGCCGGAUGUCGUGACUCGGGCUUGCUGCUGGAGCUCACGGCCCUUCUCAUGCGCACGGCUCCGGACGAAGGCCCCGGCAAGCUGGCGAGAUGCAUGGCUCUUUUCGAGGAGGCCAUCCAUGCCGCAUCAGCUCGUCAAGCCCGUAAUGUCCCCGUUAUCGAAGAGGUGAGUCAGCUGUGGGCUUGUUACGUCGACUUCUUGUUGACGCACGGAGCUUCACUGGAGAUUCUGCACAACGUUCAGGACAGAGCGCGCAGCUUUCGCUGCCGGUGUCAGGCCGUGUCGCACGACGCUACAGGGACGCCCAUCACCCCAACGAAAAAGCGAAGGUCGUCAGAUCUCAGUCCAGAAAAGACCACUGAGUUGAUGGCCGUGAAGCAGGCUGGGGCGCAGCGCGCUCGCACGCAGCAGACCUGGAUCACAGACUCUGCUGAACGGGAGUGCAUGAGGCAAUGCAGUAUUGCUGCUGGAGCUUGA